AUGGCAGCCAAUCUAGGUCUUUUCCUGUGGGUUGAGAAUCAAACCAGGGAGUUUGUUUAUUGUGUGGUUAAUCCAAAGAAAGAUGGGACCAUGAUAACUAAGGAGGUGAAAUGGAUAAGGCUAGCCCCAGGCUGGGCCAAAUUAAAUACUGAUGGAUCCUAUACUGCUGCUAAUGGGCUUGCAGGUUGUGGUGGCCUUAUUAGGGGUAGCGAUGGCCAAUGGAUUACGAGGUUUGCCAAGUCCAUCAAUGUCUCCUCCAGCAUUGCAACUAAGCUAUGGGAACUAAGGGAGGGACUAACUAUUUGCAUGGAGAUGCAUUUACAGGCUGUAGAAGUUGAGCUUGAUGCAUCAGCAGCAAUUUCAUUAGUUUCAAGCAAUUUUUCUUCUAACGGGGACCUCUCGGGUCUUGUUGAUGAUUGCAAGGAGUUGUUGCUGCGAAUGUCUCAGGCUAAGGUGUCUCACUGCUAUGGGAUGCCAACUGCUACGUCGAUGCUUUAG
Messenger RNA from Quercus robur (English oak), 498 nucleotides. RefSeq lists its product as uncharacterized. Gene Ontology annotation, molecular function: nucleic acid binding; RNA-DNA hybrid ribonuclease activity. Lineage: Eukaryota; Viridiplantae; Streptophyta; Magnoliopsida; Fagales; Fagaceae. The coding region runs from base 1 to 498 and encodes 165 amino acids. The transcript has a single exon. The record is from RefSeq and is a predicted model, not a curated record.